Cylicocyclus nassatus is the source of this 417-nucleotide messenger RNA. Lineage: Eukaryota; Metazoa; Nematoda; Chromadorea; Rhabditida; Strongylidae. The record is from the annotation of a GenBank genome assembly.
AUGAAUAAGUGGUCGGCGCUGCAUAUGCGCGUUGUCAGAAAGCGAAUUCCCUCCUUUGACUUGGUUUUGACAACUUCUGAACUGCUACAACUUUUACUGCUGAUACUUCUCCAAGUUUUCGCAAAUAGUUUUUCCGUGUCCCAUAACUCCAAGCCCCAAAUGGACUUUAUUGGCACAUGUGUGAUUGUUUGGAAACCCAUCUGCGCCUCCCAGCUGCAUAGUUUGAGGAACUGUUAUUCGUGUGACUGUUUCGAAGGUGAUACUGACUUUCCUAGCACUGGAGACGAUUUAUUAUUACGAGAACACGAAAUCAGGAUAAGACUAUAUCAACAUCUGCGGGGUAUUGAGACAAUGCCCUUCAAGCAGGUAAUCAUCAACGUUCACACUUUGAGUUCAUUAGAACUUGGUGGAUGCUAA